AUGUCUCAAAAACCAAAACACAUCGUCACAAUAGGCGGUUCUUUCGCCUCUGUCAGGACAGCCCACAAAUUCCUUCAGGGGAUGCAAAACAAAAAUGCGGGAUCUUACAAAGUGACAAUGGUUUCUCGCGAUUCGCACUUCUUCUGGAAUCUUGCUAUGCCCCGCGCAAUUAUCCCAGGAACCAUCCCCGAUGAUAAGCUCUUCCAAGCCAUUGCGCCUGGGUUUACCAAAUACGGCGACAAGUUUGAGUUGAUCGUUGGUACAGCUACUGGCAUUGAUAUCAAUAAUAAACAGGUCAAGGUUUAUAAAGCAGGGCAGGAGACUUUUAUCAGCUAUGAUUAUCUCCUUAUUGGUACUGGAUCUUCGACUAAAGCGGAGUCGCCAUUCAAGUCGAGGGGAUCGACUGAUGCGACCAGGGACUAUGUUCAUGCGUAUCAAAAGCGUGUUGGAGAGGCUCAGUCCAUUAUUGUUGCAGGUGCAGGGCCGACUGGUGUAGAGGUCGCAGGCGAGUUGGCGGACUACUAUGGUGACAAGAAAGAAAUUACCCUGAUUAAUGCUGGCCCAACAGUCCUCGACAAUCGCCCCGACAGCGUCUCAAAGUCAGCACAUAGUCAACUCGAGAAGCUCGGCGUCAAGAUCAGACUCAACACCAAAGCCGAUGAGUCUAUCACUCUUCCCAAUGGCAAGCAAAAGGUCACUUUCUCCGACAGAAAAACGGUAGUCACAGACCUCCUCAUUCCAACAUUCGGAGUAGUUCCCAACUCAUCUCUCAUCCCACCUAAUCUUCUCGAUGCGCAUGGAUAUAUCAAGGUCGAUCAAUAUCUCGCCAUUGAAGGCCGUGAGGAUGUUUUUGCAAUUGGCGACGUGUCUAAUGUUGAGGCACCGCAGUUUUGGUUCGUCAAUACGCAGGCUGGUCAUAUGGCCAAGAAUUUGGUGCAGACAAUGCUUGGAAAGCCUAUGAUUCCAUACAAAGCUUCAACAACUCCUUCGAAGCUUAGCAUCCAGGUUCCACCAAAUUCCCUUCUGCGUGCCAUUGCGGCUGCAGCUUUACCUGCAAUUGCUGUCGCGUCUGUCAUUCAGCAGCCAAUUGACAGCUUUGAUCAUACCCAAGGCUAUCAAUUCGAUCCUCUUCUCCACCUCCCGGGAAUAUCGCCUUAUUUCGAUGCCGUAGGCUUUGGAUUGUCGCAUGCUGCACCUGAAGGAUGUACGGUUACAGCUGCUUCGUAUCUCAUCCGACACGCUGCGAUUUAUGCCAAUGACGCCGAGUAUGAGGAUUACAUCAAGCCUUUCCUGUACAAGCUCGAAAAGCAUCGCGGUGACUUUUCAGGACCGCUUGAAUUUUUGAACAAAUGGUACUCACCAAUUGAAGAGGAUCAUCUCGAAGAUGUCACGCCUUCAGGCAAGGUUGACGCGAAGAAAGUUGGCCACCACCUUGUGAAGCGCUAUCGACACCUAGCGUCAUCGGUAAAGCGCGUCAUCGCCGAUACGAAAGACAGAACCUACGACACUGCCAAGGCAUUUUUACAAGCUUUCCCCGAAGACGGAAGCAUCGAAAUUACGCGUUUCGAUAAGAAGGAAUUGAAUAACGGCACACGCGCUCUUCUUCCUCACAAGGCCUGCUCGAAAUUCUCCAAAACGCCUGGUACGGAACAGCAGCAGAAGUUUGUCAAAAACUACGCAAGUGGCGUUGCGAAACGCUUACGCCUGUAUACACCCGACGACUACGAACUCGCCCCCUACGAUGUUUUCGCACUUCAAUCAAUUUGUGGCUACGAAUCUGCAAUUCGAGGAAAGAAAUCUCCAAUUUGCGGAUUGUUUUCUGACGCGGAGUGGCUUUCGUACGAAUAUGCCUGGGAUAUGAAAUAUGCUCACAUGGUUGGGCCUUUCAAUCCCCUGUCGAGUUACUUGGGUUUUCCAUGGUUGCAUUCACAGUCUGAGCUAUUCAGCAAAAUCGACCAAAACUCUGAAUUGAUUGGUGAUGAAUCAUCAGGAUGGCCUAAGGAACAACGGCUAUUUUUCUACUUCACUCAUCGCGAAGUCCCUCCAUUCGUUGCUACAGCGCUCGGAAUCUUCAACUCAUCUUCCCGUCAAGGAUACGACGAGUUUCCCACUACGCACGUCAACCAUGUCCGAGCUUGGAAAAUGUCUGAUUUAAUUCCAUUCUUAGGCCAUGUUGGCAUGGAAAAGAUGACGUGUGAGAGACCAGUUGCUAAAGACGGCACAUCUGAGAAAGAGGAGUUUAUCAGAUUUAUUGCCAACACUGCGCCUCGACCCUUGCCUUUGUGUCAGAACGGACCCGGGGCCAGUUGUCCAUUUGAGGAGUUUAAAAAGAUUGUUAGCGCGGGUAUGGAGAAAUAUGGGGACUUUGAUGGUGUGUGUGAGAAUAAGCAAGAGAAGGAUGAUGAGUUGUAAUGCGACAGCACUGCGGCAAAACAGAACAGAUUG
This is a messenger RNA of Fusarium oxysporum Fo47, 2445 nucleotides long. Its product is annotated as histidine phosphatase superfamily. Bases 1 to 2412 code for a protein of 803 amino acids. The transcript is spliced from 4 exons. Gene Ontology annotation, molecular function: oxidoreductase activity; acid phosphatase activity. The record is from RefSeq and is a predicted model, not a curated record. NCBI's taxonomy places the organism in Eukaryota, Fungi, Ascomycota, Sordariomycetes, Hypocreales, Nectriaceae. Gene Ontology annotation, cellular component: fungal-type cell wall.